Dioszegia hungarica is the source of this 6048-nucleotide messenger RNA. Its product is annotated as chitin synthase. The record is from RefSeq and is a predicted model, not a curated record. Lineage: Eukaryota; Fungi; Basidiomycota; Tremellomycetes; Tremellales; Bulleribasidiaceae. Gene Ontology annotation, cellular component: myosin complex; cell periphery; cell septum. Gene Ontology annotation, molecular function: ATP binding; chitin synthase activity; cytoskeletal motor activity. The transcript is spliced from 14 exons. Bases 1 to 6048 code for a protein of 2015 amino acids.
AUGUCGUCCGCCGAUGCAGCGGCAGUCCACGCCCUUACGGACCUCAUCACGUCCGGCUCUGGAUCCGCCCGCAAGGUCUUCCCCACCGAUGAUCAGAUCACCACUCUGCUUCACGCCCGAUCACGCGGCGAACAUCCGUACAUUCGGGUCGGAACGAGCGGGCGCGAAUAUGUAGUCAUGAACCCCCUGCGGCAAUUGGGGUGCAUGAAUGAUGAGAGCAGACAGCGGUAUACCGCCGCGGUGGAGGGGGACGAGGUGGACGAGGGGUUGCAGCCGAGCGUGUAUGAGCUGGCAGGAAGAGUGUGGUAUUUGAUGACGAGAAGAAGAGAGAGUCAAGCUGUGGUAUUACACGGCCUGAGCGGAUCUGGAAAAUCGACCACUUCGCACCACCUCACCACCCAAAUCCUGUCCCUCGCCUCCCCCUCCAAACCUCAAAAACGCAUCUCGGACCAGAUCACCUACCUCCACACCCUCCUAUCCUCAUUCGGCCACUCCAAAACCCAGCUCAACUCGUCGGCAUCGCAGCACGGUCUGUACUCGGAAUUGCACUUUGACAUGGACGGGCGUAUCACCGGUGCCAAGGCGAUGGCGUUUGGGCUGAACAAGAGUCGGGUCGGCGGGCGGCUACAGCACGAAGAACGGAGCUUCCAUAUCUUCUACCAGCUCUUGGCUGGUGCGAGCCCGGAAGAGCGAGACAGUCUGGGACUGGAAGAUCCGAGCGCGUACGCCAUGCUCGCCCAGAGCGGGUGCUACCGUCUUCCCGGCGGGCCAUUCUCGGACGACUCGACCCAGCUCUCGGAGCUCCGCGUCGCGCUGGCCAGUCUGGGCUUCAAGGCCAAGCACGUCCGCUCAAUCUUCACCGUCCUCGUUGCCAUCCUCACCCUCAGCAAUCUGGAAUUCACGGAUGACCGCGGACACGGCUCGCUGGGCAUGACAUCUCUGGACCAGCGGGCUCGCGUGACGGAUCGGCACGUCCUCGGGACAGCAGCGGCGCACCUCGGCGUACCCGCCGACGACCUCGAAGCGGUGCUCGUCAAUCGUACCCGCUGGGUCCGGAAAGAUCUCUGCUCCAUGUUUCUCGAUGCCCACGGGGCGGAACAACAGCGGGACACGCUCAUGCGCGAUCUCUACGCUAUCCUCUUUACAUUCGUCGUCGAGAUGGCCAACAAAAAACUCGUCGCGGCGGAUACGCCAGAUCUGCAGAUCGCCAUGCUGGAUCUUCCGGGACAUACCUCGCGGACCCUCACGGACGCGGGAACGUCAUCUCGGCCGGGCAGUAUGUUCCAGCCGCUUAUCAAUGCGACCGGCGAGAAUGGGUUUGACGAGUUUGGGACCAACUUUACCAAUGAGGUCCUCCAUUCUUAUCUUCUUCAGCGGGCGUUUGAGGACGGGUCGGCGGAAAGUCUUGGGAUGGCGGAGGAUGGGAUACGGCUGCCGGCGGUAGUGACGAUGGACAACUCGUCGGCGCUGGAUUUGCUUCGAGGGGGACCUCUGGGCCAGAAGAGGCUAGCGGUGGAGCCGGCGGGCAUGGCCGCUGCGCUCGGUCACAUCUCGGAGGAGUUCAAAGGGGACGAUGAGCGGCUCGAUGAAAAGGACGAGAAGGUGCUUUCGCGUUUGACGCGGUCGUUCGGUCGGCACCCAUCCUACAUAGUCUCGCCCGGACUCGGCGCUGGACCCCUCUCGGACCGUCACACCUUUGCUAUCAACCACUACUCUGGCGCGUGCUCGUACGACGUCGCAGACUUUGCGGAGCGGAACCUCGACGUGCUGGAUAAACAGCUCGUCGAUCUGCUCCGGGGAAGCGCUGAGGGGUUUAUCGCCAAGCUCGUCUCGGGCCCCGGACUGGCGGUGGAGGGCCACCCGCUCGACGCCAAUAUCACCGUUGAGGCGCAGGUCUCAUCCACCCCUCUUCGACUUCCCAGCCGGGUCGUCAACCCCCGCAUCGGCUCUUCGGUACGGUCAGAAGAAACCCAGUGGCCUAUCGACGUCACUGUCCCCCAGGCGGUCGCUUCCCAGCUCAACGCCACCAUCUCCACCCUCACAUCCCACCUCGACCAGUUCCGCCUCUGGACGGUCUACUGUCUCCGGCCGAGCGAUACCGGCCAUGCCAACGCGUUCGACAAACGCCGCGUCAAGGCCCAGGUCAGGUCAUUGUUGAUUCCCGACCUGAUCAAUCGGCGGCAGGUCGACUGGGUCGCGGACUAUGCCUUUGGCGAGUUUUGCCUCCGGCAUGAAUUGCGGGUGGAGCAGGGCGGGGAGGAAGAUGCGAUCGAGGACUUUGCGCGGGCGCGGGGAUGGACGAGAGGGAGGGAGUAUGAGAUGGGGAGGGAGAGGGUCUGGUUUGCGUGGAAUGCGUGGAAAGUCCAGGAAGAUGAGAUUAGGGGUGGAGAAACGCGGAGGGGGUCCGAAGAGAAGAUGACGGAUGAUGGAAGUGGAGAGGAAAAGGAAAGGCUCGUACCUGCGCUCAAUCGCACCGAGACCAAGGGGGACUACUCGCCUACCUCGGCAACGGUUGCUCUUCCUUACGGACACGGACCGGGCCUCGGACACGGGAUGGGCGGGUACCAGGACAAUCCGGACUUUAACAACUCGGCGAUCUGGUCGGAUGUCGGCGGGGCGGGCGGCAAGUUUGAGCCGGAUUCUCGGUCGCCGUACGAAAAGGUCCGGUCGGAGGAGGCGAUCAAUCACUAUGAUCCCUCCUCCAAGGGUCUGGGCGACAAGAACCUGGCGCCCGUCGAGUUCAAUGUCAAGGACAAGAAGAAGCACAAGGCGACCGAAGUCAUCGCUACGACCCGAAGCAGGCGGUGGUGGAUCCGCAUCACAUGGGCGUUGACGUGGUGGAUCCCCUCGUUUUUGCUCUCGAGUAUCGGCCGGAUGAAGCGCCCGGACGUGCGCAUGGCAUGGCGAGAAAAGGUCGCCAUCUUUAUGAUGGUCUUUCUCGCUUGCGGGGUGGUCUUGUUUUACAUUAUUGGGUUUGGGAAAAUUCUUUGUCCGGAUGGUGACAAGGCGUGGAACCCGACCGAUCUGGCUCAGCAUCAGGGAAGGGCGGAUUACUAUGCUGCCAUCCAGGGCAAGGUGUACGAUUUUACAAACUUUUAUAAAGGCCAGCAUAGCGAUUUGACGUCGUUCCCGACUACCGCGGACAUUAUGCUCCAAUUCGCCGGUCAAGACCUCACCAACUACUUCCCCCCACCCAUGACCCAGGCAUGUCCCGGUCUCGUCAUCAGCAACCAGCUCGAAUUGCGCCGAGCCAACUUUACGCCCAUUCUCGACUAUGCGAUCCACCGGAGCGGCGCCCUUCAGACGGAGAAGGGCACCAAGCUGGACGAUACCAACUGGUACUACAAUCGCCUGGUGCCGGAUCUGAAGCAGUACUACAAGGGGGCGUUCGUGUAUGGGAAGAAUUACGUUGCGAACGAAGCCGAGGGGGCUGAUGUCAGACAAUGGGGAAUCUACAAGGACAAGGUGUAUGAUCUCUCUGACUACCUCUUUACGGUCCAGUACUACGCCACGUCGUCCGGUACCGACCUCCCCAACUACAAGUUUUUGGACGAAUCGCUCUCGGGGUUGUUCCAGACCAAUGCGGGCCAGGACCUCACCAAGCAAAUCGACAGCGUCAUGGCCAAGAUGUCAGAGGAGAAGGCUAGUCAGACAUGGACGUGUCUCGACAAUGCGUUCUAUGCGGGUCAGACCGACUUUAGGGAGAGCGCCAAGUGUCUAGUUCAGAAUUAUCUUUUGCUCGCGCUGAGUAUCAUCCUGUGUACCGUCAUCCUGGUGAAAUUCCUGGCUGCGCUUCAACUCGGUCAUAAACGCCACCCCGAGAUAUUCGACAAAUUCGUCAUUUGCCAAGUUCCCUGUUAUACCGAAGGCGAGGAAUCUCUCAAGCGGACGGUCGACUCGCUCGCGAUUCUCAACUAUGACGACAAGCGCAAGCUCAUCUUUAUCAUUUGCGAUGGCAAUAUCAUCGGUUCUGGUAACAAUCGACCUACACCCCGGAUCGUCCUCGAUAUCCUCGGGGUGGAUCCUGCGCUGGACCCGGAGCCAUUGCUCUUCAAGAGUAUUGGCGAAGGGAGCAAGCAGCUGAAUUAUGGAAAGGUCUAUUCGGGGCUGUAUGAGCAUGAAGGACACGUCGUACCGUACAUCGUAGUGGUCAAGGUCGGCAAACCUACCGAAACCAACAAGCCUGGGAACAGGGGCAAGCGGGACUCGCAAGUCUUGCUUUUGCAAUACCUCAACCGGGUCCACUUUGAAGCGCCGAUGAGCCCGCUCGAGCUGGAGAUCUAUCACCAGAUGCGGAACGUCAUUGGGAUCGACCCGGCGUUCUACGAGUAUAUCUUCCAGGUGGAUGCGGAUACUACUGUCGAGCCCGACUCGCUGAACCGGAUGAUUGCGUGCACGUCGGAUGAUUCGGAGAUUAUUGGGAUUUGCGGAGAGACCAAGUUGGAGAAUGAGCGAGAAUCGUUGACGACCAUGAUCCAGGUAUACGAAUACUUUAUCUCUCAUCAUCUCACCAAAGCCUUUGAAUCCCUCUUUGGAUCAGUCACCUGUCUUCCCGGUUGUUUCUCGGUAUAUAGGAUCCGAACCGCCGACAAGGGCCGACCCAUCAUCAUCUCCUCGGUCGUCAUUGACGAAUACGCCGAGCCCAACGUCGACACCCUCCACAAGAAGAAUCUCUUCUCGCUCGGCGAAGAUCGAUACCUCACCACGCUCAUGAUGAAGCAUUUCCCGACGUACAAGAUGAAGUUCACGCCGGACGCUAUCGCGCGCACGGUCGCGCCCAGCCGGUGGAACGUGUUGCUCAGUCAACGGCGGCGAUGGAUCAACUCGACGGUGCAUAAUUUGGUGGAGCUUAUUGCGCUGCCGGAACUGUGCGGGUUCUGCUGCUUUUCGCUCAGAUUUGUCGUCUUUAUCGAUCUCCUCGGGACUAUUAUCUUGCCUGCGACCUGCGUGUAUCUGGUGUAUCUGAUUGUUAUCGUCUCGAUUGGAAAGGCGGCUAUCCCGACUAUUUCGCUAGCGAUGAUUGGAGCGGUGUACGGAUUGCAAGCCAUCAUCUUCAUCCUCAAGCGGGAGUUCAUGCUUAUCGGCUGGAUGUUCCUCUACAUCUUGGCCUUCCCCAUCUACUCGGUCUACCUGCCCCUUUACUCCUUCUGGUCAAUGGACGACUUUUCCUGGGGAAACACCCGCCAGGUCGUUGGCGAGGGCAACAACAAGACGGUGGUGUAUGAUGAUGACGAGGGAUUCUCGGACGAUAUGAUCCCCUACCGCAGCUUCAAGGACUACGAAGCCAACGCGUGGGAAACGCAAUCCCUUCACUCGGAAAAGAGUCGGCAUACCGAAAUGUCUGGCGCCCGGUCCCAUGCCAACUCCUUCCGCCCUCCUCGCUUCAUUCACUCCCGCAACCCCUCUGCCCACUCCAGCUCGACCGAUCUACCCCAAGGCGGCGACUACUGGCGCGAUUCUUCCCCUCUCGGACCCGCCCACUCGUCUCGCAACCUGCGCACCAUGCCUUCCCAAUCCUCCCUCCUCUCCGGCCCGAACCGCGGACUCGGCGCUCCCCAGCCACCCUACAUGAACGGCGGCCAUCGCAUGGGGAUGCCGAUGAACCCGUUCGACUCGCCCAUGAUGGCACCGGUAUCAGAUGGGGGUCGGCAGUCGGGAUUCUACCCGCAGUACCCGGCUGUACCUGGGAUGAUGGGGAUGGGCGCGCCGCGAGGAAGCGUCAUGACGAAUCUGGGAGGGUAUGGGAUGAUGGGUCAAGGAGGACCGGGAGGCGGCGCGUCAGGGAUGCCAAGGGGCGUAUCGGCGUACUCGCUAGCUACGACGACGCAGAACCACCCGCUCGCGCCCCCGCCGCAGGUCAACCAGGCGAGCAACCCGGAGGAUGAGGAGGUGGUCGGCGUGUUGAGGAGGUAUCUUGCAACUCAGGAUUUGAUGAGCGUGACGAAACGACAAACGAGAGAAGCUCUGUAUGGACUGUUCCCUAAUGCCAACCUUCCAACACGAGCCGCAUGGGUCAAUGAGAAUAUCGACAAGAUCCUUAGUGAAUAG